UGAAUGCCCUGUUCAUUUUUUUUAAAUUCAGCUAGCUCAUGAUUGUCAUUUCCAAAUCCAGAUGAAUUUCAAGUCAAUAAGCGUUCAAUAAUAUAACACCAAAAAAGAUCAAUAGUAGCAAAAGGGUCUGUUCAUUUCAAAGUUAAGAUCAUGGGAACCACCAAAAAGCAGCUUUUCUUUCCUUGUCUUGCCGCUGCCACUAACAAAUAGUGGUGGUGGUGAUACACAGUAGAACUAGAAAAGGAAAUUACAGUAAAGGGCGGGGUCCCUCUGCAAACGCCAUCACUUGGCUUUCAAGACCAAUCAACUUUUAUCUCAGACUCUAGUUGGAAAGUGACUACCCUUUUCCCCAACAACAUUAAGUCCAAAUAAUGCAAGUUCGGUAAUGGAUUUAUAGAGUAUUGUUGCAGACAUGGGCAAUUGUGCUUCAGUUCAAAAGAAAACAGGCCCUGCUUUGAAACUCAAAUGCACCUUUGAUUCUCAAGGAAACUGUAUCCAUAUUGAAUCACCUGUGAAGGACAGCAGCACAGUGAAUGGUGAUCACUCCAUGACUGAACAACUCAAUCCCAAGCCCCAGUCCUUGUCGCCAGUGCCUUAUCAAGCCAGUGUUAAUGACUUGAGUAACCGAGAGGAUAUGUUUUUUGAUUCUCAUCCCUGGAUAGAGUCUGAUUGUGAAGAUUACCUCAGCGUCGAUGGUGAUUUCACUCCAUCAUGUGGCACUACUCCUAUUCACCAAGGCAGCUAUAUAGAAACUCCUCUUCCAUGUGAAGAGUCUCUCUGUAGCAGUAGUUCAGCCAGGUCAAUACCUGAACCUUCUCCAGCUGAUAGGAAGAAGCAACUAAUCGAGCUUUUUCGAGAGAACAUCAACGACGAUCUGGCUGAUGACAACCAAAGUUUCCAAGACACAGUCAACGGCAAGCCUAUUGCUGUUUACCUCCCUUCAAAAUAUACAAAUGGAAGUCCAUAUCAAUAUGCAGAAAGCUCUGUCCGCAGCAAUGAAACAACUCCACACAGUGGUUCCAAAUCUGGAAAAGAGAAACCAACUCAUUUUUCACAUUGCUGCCUUCCAAAUAUUGUGCGGAGCCUGAGCUUUAGUGAGAGGAGGAAGAGGCUUAGCCCUGCCCAUAGUGGUUAACGGUAAUAAGCUUAUCCACUGUCAAACUUCUUACAAGAAGCACUGUAUCGAUGCAACUGUGAGGAACAGAAGUCUAAGGUUAUUUCACAACUAUACUUUGAUUUCUUCUGAAGAGAGCAAUUCGUGAACUGGGUUCUAUAUAUUAAUACAUUGUGCAAGAGCUUAUUGAGCUUUUCCUCUU
Messenger RNA from Populus nigra (black poplar), 1316 nucleotides. RefSeq lists its product as uncharacterized. NCBI's taxonomy places the organism in Eukaryota, Viridiplantae, Streptophyta, Magnoliopsida, Malpighiales, Salicaceae. The record is from RefSeq and is a predicted model, not a curated record. The coding region runs from base 413 to 1135 and encodes 240 amino acids. The transcript has 3 exons.